This is a messenger RNA of Kazachstania africana CBS 2517, 6618 nucleotides long. RefSeq names its product DNA polymerase epsilon catalytic subunit (gene POL2). The transcript has a single exon. The coding region runs from base 1 to 6618 and encodes 2205 amino acids. Gene Ontology annotation, molecular function: zinc ion binding; DNA-directed DNA polymerase activity; nucleotide binding. NCBI's taxonomy places the organism in Eukaryota, Fungi, Ascomycota, Saccharomycetes, Saccharomycetales, Saccharomycetaceae. The record is from RefSeq and is a predicted model, not a curated record. Gene Ontology annotation, cellular component: epsilon DNA polymerase complex; nucleus. Gene Ontology annotation, biological process: nucleotide-excision repair, DNA gap filling; DNA replication; mitotic cell cycle.
AUGUCAGGCAGAAAUAAGGGCUCAGCUACGGCAAGAUUUGUCAGAAACACUAGACCCAAUUCCUCAGGGUUUAACGCCAACAACAGUUAUGCCCUUACUGCUCAGCAGCUGAUGCAAGCUGCGAAAGUGGAUGAUCUAGAUUCCAUUAUGGGGUUCGAAAGGUAUACUCCUCCUCAAUUUAAUGGUAAGGUGGAUGUAGAUAACAUAAGUCAAGUUCCAGGACGUGUGGGCUGGUUAAUCAAUAUCCAUCCUACCAUGAUUUCUAAUGAAUCAACCGCCAAUAGUGGUAGCAAUAAAGGUGUCGCUGGUAUAGACUGUUAUUUCUUAGAUGAAGAAGGUGGUAGUUUCAAAUCGUCAAUUGUUUUUGAUCCCUAUUUCUUCAUAGCAGUUAAUGAUGAUUCGAUGGUAAAUGAAGUGGAAGAAUUUUUAAAAAAAUAUCUAGAAUCUUGUCUUAAAUCCAUUGAUAUCAUUCAAAAAGAUGAUUUAGCCCUAGAUAACCAUCUUCUGGGUCUCAAAAGAACUCUAAUUAAACUGAGCUUCAUCAACUCAAAUCAUUUAUUUGAAGCAAGAAAAUUACUGCGACCUAUAUUACUGGAUAAUCAAAACAAUAAUACACAGAGAAAUGUUUACAAAAAGGCUCAAGCAAAUGUGCGUAAAGAUGCUAAACAAUGUAUUGAAGACAUAAGAGAAUACGAUGUCCCUUAUCAUGUCCGUGUCUCAAUCGAUAAAAAUAUUCGUGUUGGUAAGUGGUAUAAAGUAUCAUCUGCUGGUUUCCUAGAAUGCACUGAAAAGGUAGCAUUUGCCGAUCCAGUGGUCCUUGCAUUCGAUAUCGAAACUACAAAGCCCCCACUGAAAUUUCCUGACGCUGCUGUGGAUCAAAUUAUGAUGAUUUCGUACAUGAUUGAUGGUGAAGGUUACUUAAUUACCAACAGAGAAAUUAUUUCAGAAGAUAUUGAAGAUUUCGAAUAUACGCCAAAACCCGAAUAUCAUGGUCAAUUUUCAAUAUUUAAUGAAGCAGACGAAUUAGCAUUAUUACAAAGAUUUUUUGAACAUAUAAGAGACGUACGACCAACAGUUAUAGCUACAUUCAAUGGUGAUUUCUUCGAUUGGCCAUUCGUUGAAACCAGAGCUAAGAUCCAUGGUCUUGAUAUGUUCGAUGAAAUUGGGUUUGCACCAGACUCAGAGGGUGAAUAUAAGUCAUCAUAUUGUUCGCAUAUGGAUUGUUACAGAUGGGUUAAGCGUGAUUCAUACUUACCUCAGGGUUCCCAAGGUUUAAAAGCUGUCACACAAGCCAAAUUGGGUUAUAAUCCAAUCGAAUUGGAUCCAGAAUUAAUGACACCCUAUGCCUAUGAAAAACCACAACAUCUAUCAGAAUAUUCUGUCUCUGAUGCUGUUGCAACCUAUUAUCUAUAUAUGAAGUACGUUCAUCCCUUCAUUUUCUCUCUUUGUACUAUUAUUCCAUUGAAUCCAGACGAAGUUCUCAGAAAAGGUACAGGUACCUUGUGUGAAAUGCUUUUAAUGGUUCAAGCAUAUGACCAUGGUAUUCUACUACCAAAUAAGCACACUGACCCUCUUGAACGAUUCUAUGAUGGCCACCUUCUGGAGACUGAAACUUAUGUGGGUGGUCACGUCGAAUCCCUAGAAGCUGGUGUGUUUAGAAGUGACAUCAAAAAUCAUUUUUCUGUGGAUCCUGCAACUAUCGAUGACUUGCUAGAGGACUUGCCACAUGCUCUGAAAUUUUGCAUAGAAACAGAAAAUAAAUCUAGUGUUGAUAAAGUGAUGAACUUUGAUGAAAUCAAGGACAAGAUCACUGAACAAUUAUUAGAUUUGAAAAAUAACGUCAAGAGAUAUGAAUUGCCACUGAUCUAUCAUGUUGAUGUUGCAUCCAUGUACCCUAAUAUCAUGGCAACAAACAGAUUGCAACCAGAUAGUAUUAAGACAGAGAGAGAUUGUGCGAGCUGCGAUUUUAACAGACCAGGUAGUACAUGUCAAAGAAAAUUGAAGUGGGCCUGGCGUGGUGAAUUUUUCCCUGCUAAAAUGGAUGAAUACAAUAUGAUUAAGAGAGCUUUACAAAAUGAAACGUUCCCAAAUAAGAACAAAUAUUCCAAAAAACCUUAUUUAAGCUUUGAUGAAUUAAGCUAUAGUGAUCAAGUGCAACAUAUAAAAAAGCGCCUGACAGAAUAUUGUAAAAAGGUAUAUCAUAGAGUUAAAGUGUCAGAAGUGGUAGAAAGAGAAGCUAUUGUAUGUCAAAGAGAAAAUCCUUUCUAUGUCAAUACAGUCCGUUCAUUUCGUGAUAGAAGAUACGAGUUCAAAGGUUUAGCCAAAACGUGGAAAGGUAAAGUAUCUGCAAUUGAUUCUUCUGAUAAGCAUGCCAAAGACGAGGCAAAAAAAAUGGUCGUUCUGUAUGAUUCGUUGCAACUAGCACAUAAAGUUAUUUUAAACUCUUUCUAUGGCUAUGUUAUGAGAAAAGGUUCGAGGUGGUAUUCUAUGGAAAUGGCAGGUAUUACAUGUUUAACGGGUGCUACAAUUAUUCAAAUGGCAAGAUCUGUUGUUGAAAAAAUUGGUAGACCAUUAGAAUUGGAUACUGAUGGUAUUUGGUGUAUUUUACCAAAGUCUUUCCCAGAAAACUUUUUCUUCCAACUAGAUAAUGGGAAAAAAUUAUUUUUAUCAUAUCCAUGUUCCAUGCUGAAUUAUAAAGUCCAUCAAAAAUUUACAAAUCAUCAAUACCAAACAUUGAGUGAUCCAUUGAAGCAUAAAUACGAAACGCACAGUGAAAAUUCCAUUUUUUUCGAAGUCGAUGGUCCUUAUAAAGCAAUGAUUCUACCCACCUCUAAAGAAGAGGGGAAAGGUAUCAAGAAAAGAUAUGCCGUUUUUAAUGAAGAUGGUACCUUAGCUGAAUUAAAAGGGUUCGAAUUGAAGAGGCGUGGUGAACUGCAAUUGAUCAAGAAUUUUCAGAGUGAUAUUUUCAAAGUCUUUUUGGAAGGUAAUUCGUUAGAAAGUUGUUACACUGCAGUUGCUAAUGUUGCAAAUAGGUGGUUAGAUGUUCUUGAUACUCAUGGUGCUAUGUUAGAGGAUGAGGAUUUGAUUGAUUUGAUUUGUGAGAACAGAAGUAUGUCUAAAACCUUAAAAGAAUAUGAAGGACAGAAAUCUACAUCUAUCACAACUGCAAAAAGAUUAGGUGAAUUUUUAGGAGAAGAUAUGGUGAAGGAUAAAGGUUUACAAUGUAAGUAUAUUAUUAGCAAUAGACCAGUUGGUGCUCCUGUUACAGAAAGGGCAAUCCCCGUUGCCAUUUUCUCAACUGAUAUCUCGGUAAAGAGAGGCUUUUUAAGACGUUGGCUUUCAGACCCGAAUUUGGAUGACUUUGAUAUCAGAGGUAUCAUUGAUUGGGCCUACUAUAGAGAAAGAUUGGCGUCAACAAUUCAAAAGAUUAUCACCAUACCAGCUGCAUUACAAAACGUUCCUAAUCCAGUUCCAAGGAUUGAACAUCCUGAUUGGCUAAGAAAGAAGAUUCUAAUAAGGGAAGACAAAUUCAAGCAAACUUCUCUAAACAAAUUCUUCAGCAAAACCUCUAAGGCUCCAAAAUCUGGAAAGGUCAAAGACAUUGAAGACUUAUUCAAGGAAGAUGACGAAAUGAAAAAACUUAAGAUUGCUCGAACAACGAUUAAAGCAAAGCAAAAUAAAAAAAGAAAAUCUAUGAAGGAGAUAGAAGAGCAGCAUUUGGCUCUACCGUCCAAUGUACCUUCCAUUGAUGGAGAUUAUGCUGAGUGGCUCAAUUAUCAAAAGAUUAAAUGGAAAAUUCAACAAAGAGACAGACAACGUAGAACGCAACUAUUUGGUAACUCUGAAAAUUCUAAUGAGAGGACGGCACUAGGUUCUAUGAUUAGAAAACAGGCCGAAUCAUAUGCUGAUGCUAACUGGGAAAUUAUUCAAUACAAACAAUCAAGCGAUCCUGGUGUACUUGAUGUUUAUAUGUACAUUCAUGGUAAGAUUCAACUUCUUAAAUUCAAAGUCCCAAAGACAGUAUAUAUCAAAUUCAAAACUGACGCUGUUCCUCUGGGGAAAAUAAAACAUUCUCAAAUUGAGAAAGUGAAUGUGACUUUGCCUAAUAAUCCUAAAUUAAAAGACUCAUCUUCUCAUAAUAUUUUCAGGCUGACACUGCCAGAGGCUUCAUACAUGGAAGAAAUUGAGAAUAACAUGAGUAUCUUAAAUGAUGACAAUGUGCUGGGUAUAUUUGAGGGAAAGGUUCCUGCAAAUGAAAGGGCUAUUAUAGAACUGGGUUCAACGGUGGCCUUCUCUUCUAACGCCAUGGGGUCCUUGGGGAAAGGUUUACAGUCUGGUUUUGACAUUAAAAGUUUAUCCUCGGUGAACAACGACAGAUAUUUGAGCAAGUACAAUGGUGACGUUUCUUACUUGAUACAUCUUUCUACUAAUAUUGGCUAUGAAUUUUUUGCAGUCUAUAAAUCAUGGGAAGAUUCAGUGAACAUUUUAGUCCUGAAGCCAUCAAUAGAAGCACAGGAGAUAAGUGAGCAAUUGAUAAGACAAACUUUUGAACAAUUUUACGAGAAGAACAAUAAAAUUACCAACAAGAAUACUAGAUGGGUUGAGUUGAAAGAAACGACACAAUUUCAUUUUACGUACUUCACAGUUUUGAAUAAGUUGAACAAGAGCUUGGCCUCAGAAAUUUCUGGCAUGAAAGAGGAAAAGGGUCAGCAAUUCAUCUUAUUUUUACAAUCACCAUAUACCAAAAACAUAUUGAAGAGUAUAAAGCAUUUCAAAACGCUUCCAGUAAUCGAAUGGACGAUGAACGAGUUGCAACUUCCUCAACUAAACUGGCAGACCGGCUUGGUUUCUAAGCUUGUAAAGCACCUAUUUUCGAGUGGAUAUGGAAUCUCUCAUAUGAUCAACAUCGCAAAGUACAGUAAUAUUCCUAUUGGGAAUUUGCAAUUGAAUAACAUGGGCUAUGUCAUAGAUAUCUUAUAUGCCAGAAGACUAAAGCAUGAAAGUGUUGUAUUAUGGUGGAAUGAAGAUAGCCCUCUACCAGAUCAUGCAGGUGUUGAAAAGGAUUUCGACCCCAAUGCCGACUGGAUUAUUAAUGGUUCUAAUUUCUCAGAGAUAAAUACGCCAGACAUAUAUGAUAAUGUAGUACUCGACAUUAGUGUUGGCAAUUUGACCGUUAAUACUAUUUUAGGCUCAACUUUGAUUAAUGAAGCAGAGGGCAGUGAUUUGGCCAAUGGCGGUUAUGACACUUUUCAAGGCGCAGGUAGCAGUACAGAAUUUGUACAAGAUGCAUUUAGCGAACAAGGGCUUUCUGUAUUGAAAAAUAUGUUAAAGGACUGGUGGGACGAAGCCUUAUCUGAAAACUUAACCGCAGAUUUAUUAGUGAACUCUUUCAUUAACUGGGUACAAAGUCCUGAUUCUGGUCUAUUUGAUGGCUCAUUAAGGUACCAUGUACAAAAUUUGACCAAAAAGUCAAUGUUACAGCUAAUGAAUGAAUUUGAUACUUUAGGAUCAUUCGUUCUUUAUGCUGAUAGAAAUAGGCUUUUGGUGAAAACGAACAAGUUUUCUCCAGGAAGCUGCUACGCUUACAGUCAAUACACUAUUAGGGCUAUCAAGGCCAAUCCCAUAUUCAGGUAUAUUGAUUUGAAGAUAAAUAGAUAUUGGGAUGUUUUGAUUUGGAUGGAUAAGUGGAAUUACAGUGGUUUAGCAUGCACUGAAAUACAAGACAAGGUUGAUCAAGAUUUUGACGCAUAUUCUGAAUGGCAAAUCAAGAAAGCCUUACCUACUAUAUUCCAAUCAGAGUUUGAUGAUUGGAUGUCAAUUAUUCUAGACAGUAUGAUAAAGACAAAAGAAAAAUACAUGGCAUCCCACCUUGGCACACAAAGAGCUACACAAAUACUUCCAGCUUCCACGGCGGGAAAGGCCAACAGUGAGGAAAUCUCUUCGAUAUCUGGUUUCACAGAAAAUUUUGGCACUUCUUUGAUGAAAAGAAUGAAGAAAUUAUUUCGCAACCAACAGGAAUUCAUAUUAGACCCAGAGUUUUCCUCUGAUUAUGCAUUUCCUGAGCUACCGGGUUCCUAUUUGGAAAUGAAAAACCCUCUUCUUGAACUAGUGAAAUGCUUAUGUCAAGUGAUGCUUCUAUCCCAGAAAACGUUAUUGGAAGCAAGAGAAUUAAGAAAGGAACUAUUAAAGAUAUUCGAAAUCAGAGAGUUUGCCAAAAUAUCGGAAUUUAAAGAUCCUAGUUUGAGCAUGCCUAUUAACGGAUUCAUAUGUGAAUAUUGUUCGUAUGUUUCCGAUAUUGAUCUUUGUAAGGACAGUCCGGAGAAGAUAUUCAGUUGUCCUCAUUGUCCGAAAGCAUUUAACAAGUUAAUUCUACAAGAACAUCUUAUCAAAAAGAUAGUGUCACAAUUCGAAGCGUAUUAUACGCAAGAUUUGAAGUGUACCAAGUGUAAAAAGAUUAAGGAAGACUAUAUGAGUGCGCACUGCAACUGCUCAGGUAGCUGGGAAGGGGUUAUUUCAGAUAGGAAUUUCUUACAAGAUAUUCAAACGUAUAAGCAGGUGGCUCGUUAUUAUGAUUUUGACAUGCUGAAUAGUUGUAUAUCUGAAUUAUGUAAGGUAUGA